AUACUGGAGCUUAAGUGUUAUAUUUGUUUGUUCGAUUGGUUAGUGUGUGAUGCUCAGUCAACUGGUAUUCAACGCUGAUCAAUUGAGCAUAGAUCAUUUUUUUCUUUCUAAUUUGUUACUAUACGGUUGUUUUGAGUAUUUCCAAUUACAAUGAGUUUAUAACAAGUGAACUUUGGACGGAGCUUCAAAAAGAGAAAGAAAAAUUUGCCGUCAUCAAUUGGCGCAGCAAAAAUACAUAAAUAGCAAGAGGAGAUAUUGCCAUAAAAAUUGAAACCACAUGCUAAAGGCAAAUAGUGUGAAAAAGAUACACAAAGAACAUAAACGCUAAAAAAAAAAAUACCGAUGGUUGAUAGUACAGCAGCGCGAUGCAGUUGAAACCGAAAUGAGAGUUUCGUUAUGAAUCCGCCAUUGAUGUUCAGAUUUUAUGUGUAUCUUAGUGGCUUUGGAUGUAAUUGUUGUUGUUGUUACUACUACUGCUUCUGCUGCUGUCGCUGUUGCUUUUGCUGAAUUCUCUUGUAUGCGUCGUUUAUGAAUACACAAAGCCACAGCCAAGGGUAAAAAUAUUACAAUUUUUCAAUUCAGUUUUGUUUUGUAUCUCUCUCGACAAGAUGAAAAAGAAGUGUGUUUUCUGUGCAGACUUUGAGUGAAUCAGUGUGGCCUUUCUAUCAAAACGUGUUCGCGAAUCAUCUAACUUUGUCGCUGGUGAUUUCCCCAUACAGUUCAGUUCAGUUCAGUUCAUUUCGCAUUUGAAUUCGGAAAAUAUUAAAAGCUUUCACGAUUGGUUAGUGUUCGAAGUGAAUAUUUUUGGUGUGCCAUAACACAUCAUGGUAAUCUAAGUGUAUUUUGUGUAAAUCGUGUGAUUGUAGUGAGAAAAAUAAUAAUAGAGUAACCACAUUUAUAUGAUGGGUGAACGCUAAAAUUAAGCGUAUUACACUUGUCAGUGCAUAUUCAAAAGUCAUUCGGUGAAAUACGAAAGACAAAAACUUUUUCCGAAACGCGUUCAGUGGUUUUAACGUUUGAAUAGUGAGACUGACGAUUACAUUUACUCAUUUAUUUUCACAAUAUUCUGCCAAAUUUGGGUUAAACAGACGGAGAAGAAAAGAUUUAUUGUGAGAAGUGAAACUUGAAAGAGUAGAAAAAGGAAUGCCAUCGUGAAGCAGAAAUAUUUUUUAUCAAUUCUUUGUCACCAACCAGUUCAUUUACAUCGAAAACAGGAAUGAAUGUGAAUAACUUUAUCCAUGAACGCAACUCGCGACAUCAAUAUGGACUAUAUAACACAGUUCUGUGCUCUGGACUUAAACGACCACUUCGAAUGCAGUUUCGAUAGCGACACGAUAAUCAUCAAAUAGGUGAUAUCGUUAACAACAACAACAAUGUACUUUUGAUGAAUCUUCAAAAAGGGGGAAUUCACAAACGCACGAACUAACAAAGAAAAACUCAUUAAAUCGCUGUACAAAUGAAUGAACACGCCACAAUUAUGAAAAAAUCAAGAAUUAUGAAUUAUGUGACGCGGAGGUUCCUUCGCUGUGCAAUGGUUGUAUUCAGUUGGUUUGUUGUGCCAUACAGUAGGGUCACAACACUGUGGGUACCAAGAAAAAGACUUCCACCCAUGACCAAUCCACUGCUGGAAAUACGUGCGGUCAAAUUGGCGCAUAUGAUCCGAACUCGACAGGUAACGAGCGAGGAAGUCGUUCAGGCCUAUAUAGAACGUUGCAAGGAGGUGAAUCCAUUGGUUAAUGCAAUCGUUGAGGAUCGUUUUGAACUCGCAUUAGAAGAAGCACGACAAAUUGAUACCGAUAUUGCGAAAGGCACCCGAACUGUUGAAGAAAUGGAAAGAGACACACCGUUGCUUGGAUUGCCUGUGACCGUCAAAGAAAGUAUCGCCGUUAAGGGGAUGAUCAAUCAGGGCGGACGUGUGUUCAAGCAGCGACGUGUCGCUCAAUAUGAUGCUCCGUGCGUUGUUUUGGUGAAAAAACACGGUGGUAUCAUUCUUUUAGUUAGCAAUACUCCGGAGCUGUGCAUGUGCUGGGAAACAUAUAAUAAUGUUUCCGGGCAAACACGGAAUCCAUACGAUUUAACUCGAACGCCGGGCGGUUCAAGUGGAGGUGAAGCGGCUUUAAUCAGCUGUGGUGCAUCGUUAAUUGGCCUAUCGUCUGAUAUCGCUGGAUCUGCUCGUUUACCCGCAAUGUUCACUGGAAUCUAUGGGCACAAGCCAACACCAUAUGCAAUCUCACCAAAAGGUCAUAUUCCCGCUAGUAAUGUAGAGUAUUGGGGAGAUUUCUUCACCAUUGCACCAAUGACACGUUAUGCAAGUGACUUGCCGUUACUUCUCAAGUGUGUCAACGACCCGAACGGCCGUAAAUUGUUAUUAGACAAAGAAGUGGAUAUUAGCACAAUAAAAUUUUUCUACAUGAACAAUGAUGGCCCAUCUGGAACAACGCGUCGUCUCAGUAAAGAUAUCAAAUGCACAAUUGAUGAUGUUGCCUCUUAUUUUAAUGCGAGCAAAGUCAAAAUAAACGGUCUGAAAUGGGCUCUUGAAAUAUCGAUGUCAGCCAUGCUUCGAAUAAAAAACGUCGAAACAAUUUAUUACGAAGGCGAGGACGGUGAGCCAAGAAAGCACAUGGGAAAAGAGACGCUAAAAUAUUUCCUUGGGAUGUCGGAUAGCAUUUUUCCAUCGGUUCUAGUUGGACCGCUGCAGCAAGUUAUGCACUGGCUACCUGAAUCAAGGCACAGAAAGCUGGCAAAUAUUGCUGAAAAUCUAAAACAUCAAUUCCAGGAACUUCUUGGAACGAACGGUGUAUUUUUGUAUCCAACAUUCCCGACAACAGCGCAUCGACACUAUCAGAUCUACCAUAAACUAGUGGACACUGGCUAUAUGAUGGUCUUCAAUACAAUAGGUCUUCCGGUAACCAAUUGCAUGGUUCGUUUAGACCGUCAUAAACUUCCUAUUGGCAUACAGGUGGUUGCUAAUCCAGGUCAGGACCAUUUAGCGUUGGCUGUUGCACAGGCAAUCGAAGCGCAAUUCGGUGGAUGGGUUCCUCCUCCAUCAUCGGAGCGAACAAAUAAAUAGGCAGAGAUAAAUGAAAUUAGAUAGUAUGGCACUGUAAAUAUAUUUACUUCUCUUUAUUAAUUUCAUUGAGUUUAAUGUCAUUAUAAUGUUUUACGUGUCGAGUGGAAAUAUGUUCUAUGCUAAAUUUUGUCUUGGAUGUCUUAACUUGAUCGAAUGUAUCUUUUUUUUUUUGUAAUUUAGCAAAAUGUAAUACUUAUUAUUUCAUAGAAAUUGUCCGACGAAAACAAACACAAACAUUUAAAAAUAAAGGAAUAAGUUUAACGGAAAUGAAGAAUGAACGAAA
Molecule: messenger RNA, 3353 nt
Organism: Sitodiplosis mosellana (orange wheat blossom midge)
Lineage: Eukaryota; Metazoa; Arthropoda; Insecta; Diptera; Cecidomyiidae
Product: fatty-acid amide hydrolase 2
Exons: 6
Coding region: 1457-3070 (537 amino acids)
Source: RefSeq, a predicted model, not a curated record